Messenger RNA from Osmerus eperlanus (European smelt), 2754 nucleotides. It is a transcript of the gene stk33, whose product is annotated as serine/threonine kinase 33. The coding region runs from base 265 to 1872 and encodes 535 amino acids. The record is from RefSeq and is a predicted model, not a curated record. NCBI's taxonomy places the organism in Eukaryota, Metazoa, Chordata, Actinopteri, Osmeriformes, Osmeridae. Gene Ontology annotation, biological process: protein phosphorylation. The transcript is spliced from 14 exons. Gene Ontology annotation, molecular function: ATP binding; protein kinase activity.
AUCGGUGCAUCACACUGGAAAAGUUUGAAGACACAAGUGGAUGGCUCAUGCGGUACGUAGCUACAACCCCUGAUUCCUGGCACAUUCCUUGGAUGACCACAACAAAGAGCUCCACCGAUACGCAGUGCACAUUGAAAAUACGGUCUGAUGAGAAACUCUUAGAAGCAGUAACUAAAAUGGAACCUUUUGGGGCUGCCACAACUUGAUGUCAAGGCCCCUCACCCUGAGACAGCCCAGGCAGAUGUAGGUGGAGCCGGCGUCAGCAUGGCGUCUCUGUGGAGCCGCGGGAGCAGCGCAGAGAGGAAGGUGCCCCACACCCGCCUGGAGGAGGAGGCUGAGAUCCAGAGAAUAUUCUCAUUUGGGAGGAAAUUGGGUAAAGGGAGCUUCGGGGUCGUCUGUGAAGCCACCCAUAUUGAUACGAGGAAGAAAUGGGCUAUUAAGAAGGUGAACAAAGAGAAGGCUGGGAGUUCGGGUGUCAAGCUGCUGGAAAGAGAGGUCAGCAUACUCAAACGUGUUAACCAUGCUCAUAUCAUCCAUCUCGAGGAAGUCUUUGAAACACCCAAGAGGAUGUACCUGGUGAUGGAGCUGUGCGAGGGCGGCGAGCUGAAGGAGCUCCUGCAGAAGAACAGGCGCUUCAGCGAGGAGGAGAGCAGGCAUAUCAUCAGGAGCCUGGCGGAGGCCAUCGUCUACCUGCACAAGAAGGACAUCGUGCACCGAGACCUGAAACUGGAGAACAUUUUAGUGAAGACUUAUCACCAUGGUAGCGAUAAUGACAUGAUCAGAAUCAAGGUGACAGACUUUGGGUUGUCAGUGAAGAAAGGUGGCGUUGGCAGUGAGAACAUGCUGAAAGCCACCUGUGGGACACCUAUUUACAUGGCUCCGGAGGUGAUCAACGCUCAUGAGUACAGCCAGCAGUGUGACAUGUGGAGCAUCGGAGUCAUCAUGUUCAUGCUGCUGUGUGGAGAGCCCCCGUUCGUGUCCAGCAGUGAGGACAGCCUGUUUGAGAUGAUCAAGAAGGGAGAGCUCACCUUCGCCGGGCCCGUCUGGGACACCGUCAGCGACGCAGCAAAGAAGGUGUUGCGUUGCUUACUGAAGGUCGACCCCGCCCACCGCAUUACAGCCAAUGAGCUGUUGGAUAACCCCUGGAUCACGGGUGACACCAGCACGCCGACCACGCCCACCAACGUGCUGGAGAUGAUGCGUCUGUUCCGGGAGGACCCCGAGGGGGCGGAGGAGGCCGAGGGGGCCGUGGAGGGGGCGGAGGAGGCGACGGAGGUGCUGAGCCAACUCUCCCUGAGCCUCAGCAGGGACAGCCAGACCCUGGAGCCCCGGGACCGGCCGGAGAGCCUGGAGCCCCGGGCCCAGCCGGAGAGCCUGGCCAGGGUGUCGUCGGCGAGCAGCGACGGCAAGAGCGUCGCCGAGCACAGCCUGGAGGGAGACACCGACAGCAGCAGCAGCAAGCCCCCCACCCCCACCAAACAGAGACAAAAGAAGAAGGCUGCCUCUUCCUCCUCCAGCGGAACGCGGGUGAAUGGGUCUGCAGGGAAGAUCUGUCACCUGCUCUGCCCCUCUACCUCACAGUCCCAUUCAGGUGGCGUCCAGCGCUCCAGGCAGUCGAGUGCAACUCACCUCAGCCUCCAGGAGCAGAGGGACACCUGCGCCUCCCCGGCGGGGCCCUCUCCCAAACCAGCGCCCGGCCCGGGGAAGGCCCGCAAGCCCAAAUCGCCCGCCCCACACGGCCCUCGCCCCGGGAACUGCUCCCCCCGGCCGCCCGGCAAACCCAGGCCCAAGAAGAGCUCCCAGGCCCCAGCAGCCCAGUGUUCAGCCCAAGGCCCAGAGACGCCACGUGCCAAAGAAGACCCCUGUACGUAGUGUUCCCCGGGGGGGUGGCAGGACUGCUGGACGCAUGACUGCCUGGCAGUUAGGCAUUAGCCCUCCCUCCCCCCUCCCCCCCCACAUGCACACACCCUCCCCCACCCUUAACAUACCUCUAGCCAUGGACUGACUUGGUCUCACUCUCACAUAAACACAGAUGCAGUUUUACAAAACAUCCAGCAGGUAGAUGAGGGAGAUAUGAGAUGAGGUUGUCAGUCAACAUUGUCAGUGGCAUCCACUCUAAUGUAUUGAAGGGGGUUCCAGUGUUUCAGGGGGAUCAGUAGAGCCAAGGUCAUAUUUGACCCUUGCAAUAUUCAACAGUGUAGCGUCUGAUAUGCUACGACUCAAAACAGUCUACUAUGUGGCGUGACUGACUUCUACCUUCCAGGAUGCAUUGUCAUGCUAAUUAGCCUCGCCGAAUGUACUGUGUUGCUGUGUCCUAUCACACACACACUGAAAGUCUUGUGGAGUUAUUUGAAAGUACGCUUAUUAAAAGUAUAUGAGAAACUAGAAGGGUGUGAUGAUAUCUCGUAUUUAUUCCAUUGGGCAUAAAAAAGUAUUUAUUAGUGGUAUACAGGGUUCUGUAGUUAUCUGGUUCUUCUAUGUAUUGCAAAAAUAUACUUCUGUAGUACCUUAAGUAUCCUUCUGGACUCAUUUGUUAAGUCAUAUUUCCAGAUUGAUUUCACAAAGGAAUGAUUCAAAAACAUGGCACCUUGCAACUGGUUAGAUGUCCAAAGUUCUUCAGUGUGGAAAGGUCCUCAGUAGAUCUGUAUUGCUAGUAUGUCUGCUGUCCUCUGUGCUGUUCUGAAGAUGAUUGCCAAACAUCAUGAAAGGAAACACUGCUGUGCAGAAAUGUCAUUGUUUUGUGUUCAAUAAACA